Cinara cedri is the source of this 549-nucleotide messenger RNA. The record is from the annotation of a GenBank genome assembly. NCBI's taxonomy places the organism in Eukaryota, Metazoa, Arthropoda, Insecta, Hemiptera, Aphididae.
AUGGAUAUGGUUGAUAGUUUUAAUGAAGAAGAUGAAGUGAUUCAACACCGUGAAUCAAGUGUUGUGUUUAUUAUUGAUGAGACUUCAUUUGGAAAUGGCACACUUUAUGUUGCUGAAAGUAAACUUUACUGGAAAAAUGAUUCAAUUAAUCAAGUAGUUAGCAUUGAUUAUAAGUCAAUGUGUAUAUUUGGCACUUGUAAUCAUCCAACUGUACAUGAAAAACCUUGUAUGCAAAUAAUGGUUGAUUUUGUUUAUAAACCUAAUGGUAGUAUACUACAAAAUGGAAAUUUACAAGAAAAUCACUCUGUUAAUGAUGAAGACAUUGAAACUGAAGGAAAUGAAGAUGAAGAAGAAGAUGAAGAAAUCAAAUCAAAAAUAAAACUAGUACCUGAAAACCCAGAAUGUUUAAAUGAAAUAUAUGGAGCAUUUACACGUGUUCAGCCAUUGCAUAAUAUUAAUGAAUCUGAUAGUGAUGAAGAAGACAGUGAAUUUCAUUAUAAUGAACAUGAUGAAUUUGAAGACUAUGAUGAAGAUGGUAGUGACCAAUGA